AUGUCAGGUGGUACAAAAUGUGUCUUCUGCAGCAAUGGUAAAAUGAAGACAGAGACAGGCUUGAUUGAUUGCAAGUACUCUAUCGUCAUUCGUCCCUGUGGAAUGAUUAUUGUCGAAAAAUGCAAAGUCCGACAUGAGGACAAAAUAAAAUACAACAUUAAUAAGAGGAUUGGUACUCUGCAAGAAGUGUGCAGGUUCUGGAUAUUCUCGACGGCUAUGAACUGUGUUUUCAAAAUAGCAGCUGACAAGAACUCAUCUGGUGCUAGUGAGUUAUCAGUUGACAAGAACUGA
Molecule: messenger RNA, 291 nt
Organism: Prunus armeniaca (apricot)
Lineage: Eukaryota; Viridiplantae; Streptophyta; Magnoliopsida; Rosales; Rosaceae
Source: the annotation of a GenBank genome assembly